AUGGUAAGGAUGCCACCUCUGCCACCUCCAGGUGCCCGAGGGAAAUGCUCAGGGACUCUCUUACAGUUCCACUCUGCUGGAGGAGGGCAAGGGAGAAGAAGCAGCCUUUCAGAAAGGAAAUGGGAUGGGUUGGAUUCAGCGUCAGUCUGGACCUAUUUUUCUUUCUUAUCUGUUGUGAUUUGCUAAAGUGCUUUUAUGACUUGCAUAUGGACAGGGCUGGCAGUCAAACUGCUAUCUGAAGAACUUUAUUCUUUUAUACUCGAUCAAAUACAUGAAUGAUAUCUGUUUUAAAGCGGUGAUUCUAAGCACUCUCGCAGCAUGUUCCUGUGUCUCGAUAGAAUGUGUAUGUUCCGUUCAAACUGAGAUUUACUCACAAGAAAGUGUUGUCUUAAAAUCAGAGGAUUGUAACAUUUAAGCAUAUGCUGUAUUGAUUCAUUUGUGGCUUAUUUCAAUAUGAUAAAGUCUAGUGUGUUGGUAAAUGGUCACAAAUAACCUUGGACCAAAAAAUGUGGAUAAGUAAGGUUAUAAUAGAACAUACUCAUUCUCCCUUAGUAUGGGACAGUGGAAGAGACAUCUGAAAAAAUAGGAAGGGGGGAGAGAAAGAGAAAGACGGGUGGAAGAUCUUGAGGAGAGACUGAAGGGGGAAAUCCUGUAUAUGUCUAUUCUGAAGUAAGACCUGCUGAGUUCAAUGGGACUUACUCCCAGUGAAGUGUGUAUGGGGUUGUAGGAUGAUAAAAUGAAGUGCAGUGAAUUCUAUGUGUUGUAGCCAAUACCGCAGAAGACAGAAUCAGGAGUCAAGAUAACAUUAACAGAUUGGAGAACUGGGCCAAAACAAACAAAAUGAAAUUCAGUAGGGACAAAUGUAAUGCUACAGGAAGAACCAGCUGUACAAAUAUAAGAUGGGGAACACCUGGACUACUGUACAAGCAAAAAGGAUCUAGGGGUCUUAGUAGACCACAGGUUUAACAUGAGUCAACAGUGUGAUGCAGCAGCAAAAAAAAGAGCUAAUGCUGUUCUAAGCUGCAUUAACAGAAGUAUAGCGUCCCGAUCAAGGGAAAUAAUAGUCCUGCUCUAUUCUGCCUUAGUCAGACCUGGAGUACUACUUCCAGUUUAAGAAAAAUAUUGACAAGCUGGAAUGCGUGCCCAGGAGGGUGACCAAGAUGAUAAAGAAACCAAACAUUAUGAGGAAUGGUUGAGGAAACUGGGUAUGUUUAGCCAGCUAAAGAGGAGACUGAGAGGAGAUAGCCAUCUUCAAAUAAAGGGCUGUCACACAGAGGAGGGAGCAAGCUUGCUUUCUCCUGCUCCGAAGGCUAGGACCCAAACAAAUAGUUUCAAGUGACAAGAAAGGAGAUUCCGACUCAACAUCAAGAAUAACUUUCUGACAGUAAGAGCUGUUUGACAGUGAAACAGACUCUCAGGAGAGGUGGUGGGCUCUCUUUGCUGGGAAGGUUUUGAGCAGAGGUUGGAUGGCCAUCUGCCAUGUGUGACCUAGUUGAGAUUUCUGCAUUGCAGGGGGUUGGACUAGAUGACCCUCGGGAUCCCUUCCAGCUCUACAGUUCCAUGAUCUAUGUGUGUUUACUUAGAGGAAGUUAAGCCUUAAGGUGCUCACUCCAGGAAAGUGUGCUUAGAAUUGCAGCUUUAGGUUACUAUUUUUUUCUGAACACAGAAAGAAAGUAUCUCACAGGCCCAACAGAACAUCACACCAAGAAGAUAAAGAAGUGUCACAUUUGGCUAAAGACAUGAUUUUAAACAUAUACAUACAUAUAGCAUCACCUGUGCCCAUGGUGCUCUGCGGAAUAUAAAGAAAUGGGUCCUUGCCCCAACUAGCUUACAAUCUAAAAAUUCUACACAAGGGGGGAAACAGAAAAAUACUCAAGAGGAAGAAUAUCUGAAAACUUCAGUUCUCUCUCUGGGCUGGGACAUAGGAAUAUAGGGAGUAGCCUUGUACCGAGUGAGACCCUUGCUCAUCUAGCUUGGUAUUGUCUACACUGACUGGCAGCAGCUCCCCAGGGCUUCAGACAGGGAGUCUCUCCCAGCCCUACCUGGGAUGCUGGGGAUUGAUGCCUUCUGUGUACAAGGCAGAUGCCCUACCAUGGAGCUACAGCUCUCUCCCUUCUAUUUUAAGUGUACUGUAAGAAAGAAGUUCAAAACUAGUUGAACUAAGGAUGUCUCCUAAUUAAUCCUAGCAUGGAUGAACAAUGUUUUCUCUCCAACCACCAUCUUCAAUCCCUCUAGUAUAGUUAUAUGCAUCUCUUUCUUCCCCUUCCAGCGGUCCCUUUUGCUUGCACUGAUUCUCCUUGCCUGGGCAGAGGCCAAGCGACUGGGUGGCCACCACCGACACCACCAGAACUGCUUUGCCGCAGAGGAUGUGCAGGAAGGGUACGUGCCCACGCUGUUCCGGAGCAGGGCCACACGGUGGGAACGCCAAGCUCCCGUGCAGCUGGUGCCCUACGUGGAGGGUGAAGAGGCCAGUCCACGGAGGCAGCGGAGGCACCACGAGACCACCUGCCCCGAUCUGAAGGUCCAGGGCACUCUGAACAGGGAAAUCCACGAGCGCUCCAUCUCACCAUGGACAUACCGGUAAGGGCACAAGACAUAAAAAGCAAGGGUGAGCAUCUCAGAUGGACAGGUGCAGAGGCAGUUUUAGGGUAGCAUGACCAGUGCGGCUGCACUGGGCACCACACUGCUGUAGAAAGGAGCGCAAGGUGCAGGGGGGGGUGCCAGAUUUUAGUGUCACACAGGGCGCUGCUGAAAUUUGAGAGCCCAAAGUCUGCCACUGACAGAUGUGAGUGUACUAAACACCACAACCAAACGGUAGUCCCCCAGCCCACAUGGCAACUCUUCGACUCUUGCUAGGGUCUGUUCCCAAACACCCCUAAUAAGGUGCAUCCUAUCAUUUUAAUUUUAUAAAGAUCUUUAUAUACCCCUAUUUGUGUGUUUUUUUAAAAAAUCAGAGCAGUUUACAACAAUUAUAUGUAAGAUUUUACAAUAAAAAUAUGAAAUGUUAUAAUGAUAAAAUCAGAAAUCAGCCAGCUGUUAGGGAGAUAUAUAUUCUGAUUGCCAGAAUAAGCCUGACAGAAUAGAAAUAUAUUCAGCAGGUGUUUAAAAGUUGAAACAGAAGGUGCAUCAAGUUCAUACAAGUGAGCCAGAGCUGUAGGAGAAGUCUUAGAGGAAGGAGAAGUCUUAGCAAAAGCGGCUUGUCGUGCAAGGAAAAGAAUUUGCAACAAACUAUAAUUUCCAUAAUUCCUUGAGGGUGGGAAGAUAGAAGUCAUGACAGUUAGACAGCUAUUAAGGCUAUUGUUGUGGCUUUGAGUUCGCCUAGCUCACUCUUCUUUCUCCAUUCUUUUUAAACCAGUAUUGAUGAAGAUGAGGACCGCUAUCCACGCAAACUGUCCAUUGCAGAGUGUCUCUGCAAAGGAUGUAUUGAUGUCAAGACAGGACAAGAGGUGACCUCGCUCAACUCUGUGCCGGUGUUCCAGAACAUGAUGGUGCUGCGACGCAAGCCGUGCCAACACAACGAUGAGGCCGCUGGCUUUACCUUUGAGGUGAAGUACAUCGAUGUGCCCGUGGCCUGCGCCUGCGUCCUCCCCCGAUACAGCAGCUGA
Podarcis lilfordi (Lilford's wall lizard) is the source of this 3605-nucleotide messenger RNA. Lineage: Eukaryota; Metazoa; Chordata; Lepidosauria; Squamata; Lacertidae. The record is from the annotation of a GenBank genome assembly.